AGCACCGUCCUGCACCCAUGGGGACGCUCGUGGCCAAGCUGCUCCUGCCCAGCCUCAGCAGCCUGGCCCUCCUGCCCACCGUCAGCGUGGCUGCCAAGCGUCGCUUCCACAUGGAGGCCAUGGUCUACCUCUUUACCAUGUUCUUCCUGGCCCUGCACCACGCCUGCGCCGGGCCCGGCUUGUCCACGCUCUGCUUCCUGCGCCAGGACAUCCUCGAGUACUUCAGCAUCUACGGCACGGCACUGAGCAUGUGGGUGUCCCUCAUGGCGCUGGCCGACUUCGACGAGCCCCAGAGGUCCACCCUGGUGAUGCUGGGCGUGCUGACCAUCGCAGUGCGGACCUACCACGACCGCCAGGGCUACGGCGUGUACUCCGGCCCCAUCGGCACCGCCGCGCUCAUCAUUGCAGCCAAGUGGCUGCGGAAGAUGAAGGAGAAGAGGGGUCUGUACCCCGAAAGGAGCGUCUACACCCAGCAGGUCGGUCCCGGCCUCUGCUUCGGGGCGCUGGCCCUCAUGCUACGCUUUUUCUUCCAGGAGUGGGACUACACCUACGUCCACAGCUUCUACCACUGCGCCCUGGCCAUGGCCUUCGUCCUGCUGCUGCCCAAGGUCAACAAGAAGGCCAGUGACGCGGGGGCCCCGGCCAAGCUGGACUUCUCCACCCUGUGCUGCGCCUGUGUCUGAGCGCCCACCCCAGCCCUGCUCCUCCCCACCCACUCAUCCGUGUCCUUCCCACCCAGCGUGCCUCCGAACAGUGGGCUCUUUCACACCCCGAGGGCUCCAGGGACAGCCUCGGUGUCCGCCGGCUCCACUACGUGCAGCGCUCUACUACUUCCUGCUUUGCAACCGAGAGACACCAGAGUGCGUCUGCCCUCCCAGCCCAGGCCCAGCCCAGGGCUCACGCCAGGGGCUCUUAACCAUCCCCAGGAUGCGUGCCCACCAGGCUCAGCUGUUUUCUCAUGAAAUCUGUUGUCACCGCUUCUGUCCCCUUCCCCAGGCUGUGUACAUUCUCAAGAGGGCCAGCUCUCUCCCCAGCCCAGGCUUGCCCUGAACCCUGUGCCCCCAGCUGGCUUCAGUAAGAACCAGGAGCAGCAGCCCAUCACCUUGUGCCUGUGCACACUGUUCAAGUCCGCAGGAGAGCAGAGCACCCGUGCCCAGGUGGACAGGUGGGCCCUGGCUCCCUCCACCCCGCCCCAGGACCCUGCAUCCGCCCGGCAUGGCCAUGGCUGGGGCAGUGCCUGGGAGCCGAAGCUCUGCAUAGGCCUGUAGGCAUGGCUCAGCCGUGAGUGGGGGAGCCCCCAUCUGUGACAACUGGGGCUGGGGUGGUGGUGGCCUCGGUUCCCAGACAUCACCUCAGAGCCCCGCCCACCCACUUCCUGGUGACUGUUCACCAGUUGGCAGGAAGUCACCUACACCUGUCUGGGGCCUGUUUGUGUUUCCAGAUGGCCACCGCAGGAGCCAGUGGGGUGGCUGCUGAUCUGUCCUAAAGUCACCUCCUGCGGUCCCCAGGGGGAUGGGCGGGGUGGCUGCAGCAUCUGGGCAUCUGUGUCCUUU
This is a messenger RNA of Fukomys damarensis (Damara mole-rat), 1553 nucleotides long. It is a transcript of the gene Mymk, whose product is annotated as myomaker, myoblast fusion factor. Gene Ontology annotation, cellular component: plasma membrane. Lineage: Eukaryota; Metazoa; Chordata; Mammalia; Rodentia; Bathyergidae. The record is from RefSeq and is a predicted model, not a curated record. The transcript is spliced from 5 exons. Bases 18 to 683 code for a protein of 221 amino acids.